UGCUUUAAACAAAAACCUAUAUAGGAUGUUUCAUUGCUAUAUGAAGUUCAGAACACUUAAAGUUUAGAUACUUUUUUUUUCGCGAAAGUCUCGAGUAACUUACGCCGUGUAGCCUGUUAGCUGUCAUGCUAGCCAACCUCAAACAACUUUAAUAUGACACACUUCUUAGGAUCUCAAGAAGGAUCACCUCCACGAGAAUGAGAUCUGACGUUCUGCACCAGAUAUUAUAAGAGGAUGAAAAGCAACAUCAACUAAAGAGUUAAUUGUUGGCCAUCUACAGAAAGUCUUUUUGCAUUACUUCAUCGAAACCAUGGUGGACAACCGAUACGCCACGGCGCUGGUCAUCGGCUCCGUGCUGAGCCUGCUUGCCGCCGUCUAUCUCUCUGUUGCCAUGGGAACGCAGCACUGGUACCAGUACCAGAGCCAGCCGGCCAGCAAUGACGCCAACAACGGCUCGGACCUGCAGAAGCUGGGGCAGGUCUUUGAGGGAGAGGACGUGAAUGAGAGGAACUACAGCGAUGCUCUGUUCUGGCUGAACGGCACGCUGGGUCUCUGGUGGCGCUGCAUCCUGGUCCCCCAAGACUUGCAAGGGUUUAAAGAGCCUGAUCCGAUAAUGGUGACUAAAUGUCAGGCCUUUACUUUGGCACAGCAGUGGAAAUCCAAGUACAAAUCUCCUGGGAAUAUUGACAGUGGAGAAGAUCUGCUGCGUACAUACCUGUGGAAGUGUCAGUUCCUGUUGCCGCUGGUCUCUGUGGGGCUGGUGUUUCUCGCGGCGUUGGUCGGAGUGUGCGCCUGCCUUUGCCGCAGUAUCACUCCCACACUAUUUGUAGGGCUGCUGCAUCUGCUGGCCGGCCUGUGUUCCAUGGCCACCGUAUGCUGUUUCCUCGUGGGCAUGCAUUUGUUACACGAAAUAUCCGAUCUCCCCGAGGGGAUGGACUAUUCACCGGGCUGGUCCUUGUUUUUGGCUCUGGUCUCAUCACCGCUGCAGAUCAUGGCUGCCGCGCUCUUUAUAUGGGCCGCGAGGAGCCACCGCCAACAGUACACUCGAAUGACAGCCUACAGGGUUGCUUAGGCAAUAGAGGACUGAUUAUAGAGUUGCCGAAGGCAUCUUGUGCUCUCACAGAAAGCACUCAGCCAUGUUCGUUCAGCGGCUGCUUUUACCACUAACCAAGCUAAAGUUAUGAAGGAAACAGUCAGAACAUACCGCUCAAGGUUAGUAGGUUAACUAACUCCGUCCACCUGUAGCACUGUCCUGUGAAUAUAUUCAUUUCUUGAAGGAUCUUCCUACUAUAUAACUGCCUUUUUAACCACUCUAUUAGCAUCUGUGCUGUUGUAGACGAGAAACUUCUCAUCCGCAGACUCUCGCUCAACAGAAAAGCAUCUAUAAACAGUAGUUAUUCAGGGCUUCACCUUUUGUUUAGUCACACAGUUACUUAUUUUGAUGUGUUAGGUUGAGGGUUGCAAAAAGGUGGGACAUUUCCAUUAAAUUUAGGAAAUAUUCCCAAUAUUUUGAAAACUUUCCAGGGUUUUUUGGAAUAUUCCAAGGACUUUUGGAAAGUUUCCGGAAAUUUUCCACCCCUUUGCAACCCUAGUUAGGUGUAGUUCCAUCUCCUCAGCGUGUUUUAAAUAACACCUGUGUUUUUAUUCAGCCUGUGUUGUAGCUACUCAUGCAUUAUAGCGCUUUGCAAUCCCAAGAUGCAAUAGGGUUCUGCCUUGGCCUGAAAGACUGAAUUUUAUAAGCAUUAACCACUUGAGCCUUUUGUGUUUUCCUGAACAUUUGGUUUGCUUAUUUAUAAUUAUUUUUAUUUUAUUUUUUGUGCCUUGCAUUGGUUAUACUCUGUUGUUUACCAUUUAGUUUCUCUUUGAGAAUGUAUUCUAUUGUGUACUUCACAUUUGUUUAGAGACUUGAUUAGAAUCCAGUUAUAAUGGUUUGUGAUGGUUUAAGUAGUAAUUUAAAACCAUCUCAGCUGUGGUUUAUAUACAUAUUUAUACUUCAUUUAAACAUUUAUCUGGUGCACGUUGUUUUUUUUUUUUUUUUUUACCAUGAUGUUGUUUUCGAUAUGCUUUGCAGUUUAGGAUUGCAUAAUGUGAUGUUAUGACAACUAAAUUAGUGCAUAUAAAGCCACUUUAAACAUUGGUGAAAUUAGUGCAAAGGCACAAUUUUUUAUGUCAAAUGAUGUGGACGAGAGAUUUAAAACAUCCAGUUACUGCUGUCAUUCAUCACGUGUAUCAUGCACACUUUGACUAAAAAUCUGUAGAUGACUUGCAGUCAGUUGUAGAUUUUACUUAAGAUUUCACUGCCAUCACAUUGUGCAAAAAUCGUACCAGUGGUAAAAAUCACACUGUGCACAUCCAGCUUCACUUGUUUUCAUUGUGCCAUGUGUUUAUUCUUUGUGUUGUAAUAUUUGAAGUCACAUUUUUUUCAAGUGAGUGUGCUUUUUGUUUUGUCUUUUUAUUUCAAGUCCAUUUUCUCAAAGCAAUCAGGCAGGAGCGAAAGUAUAUUAGCAAUACAGUCAAGAGGAUACCUCACACUCCACUGUGACAUCAUCAUGAUGUCAAUACUUCAGAUGGUUUUGCCUUUUUUAUACAGUUUUGUACACGUUUCUGUCAAGUGAACAGUUUGCUGGUCACAAUAAACAUCUUUUCAUUCAAAA
Molecule: messenger RNA, 2654 nt
Organism: Cyprinus carpio (common carp)
Lineage: Eukaryota; Metazoa; Chordata; Actinopteri; Cypriniformes; Cyprinidae
Product: claudin domain-containing protein 1-like
Cellular component (GO): membrane
Source: RefSeq, a predicted model, not a curated record